AUGCUGGCGCUGGGGUUGGAAGGAAGCGCAAACAAGCUGGGGGUCGGAGUUGUGAGAGAGGAUGGGACGAUACUGUCCAACGUUCGUCACACGUUCGUCACCCCUCCUGGAACUGGUUUCCUACCCAAAGAAACGGCUGAGCAUCAUAGGAAGUAUGUCGUGCAACUAGUGCAGCAAGCAAUCAGAGAAGCUUCGAUCAAGCCGGACGAGCUCGACUGCAUAUGCUACACCAAGGGGCCUGGCAUGGGGGGACCUCUUCGAGUAUGCGCUGUCGUAGCGAGGAUGCUUGCACAGAUGUGGAAGAAGCCUCUCGUGGGUGUCAACCACUGCGUAGCUCACAUCGAGAUGGGGAGGGUCGUGACGGGCGCGAGCGAUCCUGUCGUGCUCUACGUGAGCGGGGGAAACACGCAGGUGAUCUCCUACUCUCAAGAUCGCUACAGAAUCUUCGGAGAAACCAUCGACAUCGCUGUCGGCAACUGCCUGGAUCGAUUCGCUCGCAUCGUCAUGUUGUCCAACGACCCGUCGCCAGGCUUCAACAUCGAGCAAGCCGCUAAGAAGGGAUCGCAAUUCGUGGAGCUGCCGUACGUGGUGAAGGGAAUGGAUGUCUCCUUCGCAGGCAUCCUGAGCAACAUCGAGGACAUUGCCAAGGAGAAGCUGGAGAAGGAGGAGUGUACAGUAGAGGACCUCUGCUUCUCUCUGCAGGAAACGGUCUUCGCCAUGCUCGUCGAGACUACAGAGCGAGCGAUGGCGCACUGCGGGAACACAGAGGUGCUGGCGGUGGGAGGAGUCGGAUGCAACAAACGGCUACACGAGAUGCUGUCGAUCAUGGCGGAGGAGCGAGGAGGCCGAGCCUUUACGACGGAUGAUCGCUACUGUAUCGACAACGGAGCCAUGAUCGCCUACACGGGCCUCCUCAUGUUCCGUAACGGUCACGUUACUCCUUUGUCGGAAGCUACCUGCACUCAGCGAUUCCGAACAGACGAAGUUCUCGUCAACUGGCGAGGGAGCGAGCCUAAAGAGCCGGCGCCCAAGCAAGCGGUGUGGGCUCCUCAGCUUCCUGAAAGUUGA
Messenger RNA from Guillardia theta CCMP2712, 1068 nucleotides. RefSeq lists its product as hypothetical. The record is from RefSeq and is a predicted model, not a curated record. Lineage: Eukaryota; Cryptophyceae; Pyrenomonadales; Geminigeraceae. Gene Ontology annotation, biological process: tRNA threonylcarbamoyladenosine modification. The transcript has 11 exons. The coding region runs from base 1 to 1068 and encodes 355 amino acids. Gene Ontology annotation, cellular component: EKC/KEOPS complex; cytoplasm.